AUGGGAUAUCUACGAUGUGGCAGCAAACGACACCUAGUACGCAUUCUGUUGGAUGGAGGCAGUCAGGCCACACUCGUGAGAACAGGAAUCUUUCCCAGAAUGGAGGGUGAUCUUUUCCAGGAUCAAGACCUUAGCCUUGUUGGCGGCAGUAAUAUCAAGCGGAAGCUGAGAGUCCUUGAUUGUGAGAUUAAGGAUUUACAAAGGAGUUGGUCUUAUCCGUUGACAGCUACUGAGAUAGAUAAGCCAUGCGGGAAUACACCUGUCAUUUUCCCUGAGCAUCUACAGUCCUAUGACCACUUGACAGGUGUAGAAAUAGAUGUGGCCCCAUCACCAGUCAUUGAUCUGCUGCUUGGAGUGGACAAUACUCACCUUAUGGUAUGGGAACAGUACAUCAGGGGAAGCAGACCAGAUGAGCCAGUUGCGGUUAAAUGUCCUCUAGGUUGGUUUGUUCAAGGAGGCCCAUCAGCUAAUGCAGCACCACUCCUCAACUACGUCAGUGUAGCUGCUUCAGGAUCCCUGGAGGAGUUCAUUGGACUCGAGACAGCUGGUUUGGAGCCCAGGAAAUGUAAAUGCUUCUCUGAUGACGAGAAAGGAACUGAAUCCAUGCAGAAGAGUGUUACUCAACUACCAGAUGGCUCUUAUGAGGUUCGCUUACCCUGGAAGCGAUCUCCGGAAGAACUACCAGACAACUAUGACUACGCAGUUAAAAGGCAGAAAAGCCUGGAGAACCAGUUCCGAGACCGGUCUAAUGAGUGGGAGGUCUAUUGCCGGCAAAUGAGAGACCAAUUGGAAAGGGGUGUCUCCCGGCAGGUUACACAGGAUGAGUUGCAACAAGACAGGGAUGUAGGCAGAAGGAUGUGGUUUCUUCCCCACUUUGGGGUUGUUAAAGACUCAAAAACAACUCCAGUCCGGGUAGUUUACGAUGGUAAGGCGAAGUUCCAAGGGCGUUCCCUGAAUGACUGUCUCAUCAAAGAAGAGAAUGUUAACUCGAACCUUUUCGAGGUAGCCCUCCGGUUCCGUGAAAAUGAAGUGGGCAUGAUCGCAGACAUAUCCAAUAUGUUCCAGGCUAUAAAGAUUUCACCAGAGGAUGCUCGGUUCCACAGGUUCGUUUUCAGAGAGAAUCCAAACCAUCCCAUACAAGUCUUUGAGCUUACAACAGUCACUUUCGGGGAUAAACCCUCUCCAACCGCAGCAAUCAUCAGCCUCAGACAUGUGGCUCGUGAGCAUGCACCAGAUGAUGACAAGAUACAGAGAGUAAUCGUCGAGCAAUUCUAUAUGAACGACCUGAACGAGUCAGUUAGUAAUGCUGAGGAAGCUCUAGAGUUGAAGUCCAAGCUGACGGAGACAUUGAAGAAAGGAAACUUCAACUUAAGGAAGUGGCAGUCUAAUGUUAAGAAGGUCUGUGAUGAGACAGAAAACACAGACACUGCUACAGUCCUAGGUACCAGCUGGGAUCUAUCUAAGGACACACUGAGAGUGAAGAAGGUCAAACCCUCCGAGGAUACUACCCUCACCAAGCGGAAGAUUCUUGCUCAAACGGCAUCCUAUUACGAUGUUUUUGGAAUGCUUUCCGGACUGUUGGUACGCCCCAAGAUUCUUCUUCAAAGGUUGUGGCAGUUGGACCUUGACUGGGACUCCCCUCUUGACCAAGGCAGUGAGCUAUACUCCAUGAUGAGUAAGAUCAACAGAGACCUUAAUGAGAUGGACGGCAUUGAGAUCCCAAGAUGUUUGAUAUCAGAGCCUUAUAGGGGAACGAGACCCCUACCCAUAGUGUCCAUGCAUGGUGUCAGUGAUGCUUCAGAGGACGCCAUGGGUUUUGCAGUGUGGCUGAGAUGGUCACAUGCUGACAGCCAAGAAGCUCAUCUAUCCUUCGUCUGUGCCAGAUCUAGAGUGACACCUCCGAAACAGACAAGCAUGCCUCGGAAGGAGCUACAAGCUCUUCUCCUUCUAUCCAGAUGGAUGAUCACCAUCAGAGAUGCUCUACGCUUCAGCAUAGUCGGAUGGAUGUGGACAGACAGCAUGACAGCGAUUAGUUGGCUUAGAGGGCAGUCUAAGACCUUCCGAUCUUACGUCGCUCAUAGAGUCGGUGAGAUCACAUCUGAAUUUGACCCCUACAGGGAUAUCGCCUACGUUCCGUCGGAUCAAAAUACUGUUGAUCUCAUUUCCAGAGGAGGCGUUGUUACAGACAUGCAGGAGGUCAUCAAAGGCCCAAAGUACUUGAGACUACCUCCUCAUUCUUGGCCGAGGACACUAGAAAAUGUUUCUUUCAAACCGGGAGAUCCUGAACGGAAGAUGUUUCACUGUCGAAACACCAAGAUCCUCUCAGUAACUAUGAAUGCUGUGUCCAAGAAUUCCCCGAUUGUUGAUGCUACCAAGUUCUCCAGCUGGUCAAAGCUACAUAUGGUCACAGCGAGGGUGUAA
Molecule: messenger RNA, 2421 nt
Organism: Strongylocentrotus purpuratus (purple sea urchin)
Lineage: Eukaryota; Metazoa; Echinodermata; Echinoidea; Camarodonta; Strongylocentrotidae
Exons: 1
Coding region: 1-2421 (806 amino acids)
Source: RefSeq, a predicted model, not a curated record